ACCGUGAUAACUUAAUUGAAGGAUAUGUAGGGGAUCGAUGGAGUCUGUGAGUGCACACAUCACACAUGUGCGUGCGUGGAUCCGUCGAUAAUCGUCGAUCGUCGUUAUCGCGUCCGCCGUGGUGUCCGGAGCGCUUGAGCGGCGGUAGCGGCGGCCACGCCAGACUCACUCCAACCCCGGGACGCGCCGCAGCCGGCUGCUUACUCAUCCCGAUCACAAUAACAUCCUCACUGUUUAUCGCAGUUCCGACUGCCAUUCAACAACAACCAGUAAACUGGCUUUAUACGAUUACGCUGCAGAUACUGAUCCAGUAUGUAUUGUGAUAGCAGCACCGGCAUCUUUCAAGAUGCACUCGUGAACGAUCAACUUCUGUUCGAGUACUCUCCGGUGGAGAGUCUCAUCAAUUUUGAACUACCGUCAGUUGAUUCGGACGUUAACGACUGGCAAAUCAAUAACUUGGAUUUUCGUUGUGAUACUUUCGUAAACUGUGCUAGUGAUGUGAGCAAGGAUGAUUUCAAUUUUUUUGACAGCUCAUCACCUGUUUUCGAUUUCGAAGAUUUGGAUAAGAGUUUACUGGAUGAAUAUCUACUGGAGGCUCUGAGCAGUGACCUUUCAAAUGACACAUCUCAAUCUAUAACAGGGUCGGGUAGUAGCGAAUCAUUAUGCGUAUUAGCUACCCAUGACUACGUCGCGGUGCAUUCAGAUUGGGAGAAGAAGGAAAGUACUGUGGACGAAGGUCUAAACAUAAAAGUGCAGUCAUGGGGUGAGCCAAAGUUUUGUUCAGAGCUCGGAGCGUUCCGUUGCCCAGUGGAAGAUUGUGGAAAAUUGUACGCUAAGGCGUCGCACGUGAGGGCGCAUUUGCGGCGGCACAGCGGCGAGAAGCCAUACCAGUGCACGUGGGGAGGAUGCGUGUGGCGGUUCGCGAGGUCCGACGAAUUGGCGCGCCAUCGCCGCAGCCAUUCUGGGGAUAAGCCUUACAGGUGCGCGGAGUGUGGCAAGCGUUUCGCCCGAUCGGACCACCUCGCCAAGCACGGCCGAGUGCACGCUCGCCGAGCCGCUGCCGCUGCAGCCUCGGCCGCUGCUGGCCGCCGAGUCAACGUGCAACGGACUAGACGACUCUUGUGAUUUUAUUAGUGCACAGUUGAGGCUAAUGGAUUUAAUUUUAACGGUGUAUAAAUGGUGGGAUAUUAUGUAUAUUUAUUGAGAAAAUAAUUAAUGUUACAUACAUAAUUAUAGUAUAUAUAAUUAAGACUUUUGAGUAAAGUGACUCUAAUAUUCAGAUGAAUUUAAAUAUUAGGUACGUGUAAGGAAUAAAUUUUGAAUUUUAUUGGACGUGAUGCAUUAUGUGUAUGUACAGAACAGACCAGCGUUUUUUUUUAUUACUCACCCAAAAUUACUAAUUUGUGAAAUAAUACAGUUUAAGAAAUAAAUUAUACAAUAUUAAACUAUCUAUCUAUAUCUAUAUCUCCACGCCAUCUAAUACAUGUGAAUAC
This is a messenger RNA of Achroia grisella, 1493 nucleotides long. Its product is annotated as Krueppel-like factor 9. Lineage: Eukaryota; Metazoa; Arthropoda; Insecta; Lepidoptera; Pyralidae. Gene Ontology annotation, biological process: regulation of transcription by RNA polymerase II. Gene Ontology annotation, molecular function: RNA polymerase II cis-regulatory region sequence-specific DNA binding; DNA-binding transcription factor activity, RNA polymerase II-specific. The transcript has 3 exons. The record is from RefSeq and is a predicted model, not a curated record. Bases 313 to 1125 code for a protein of 270 amino acids.